AUGGAAGCUACCUGGAUCACAAAGAACUAUGGUGAUGAUCUGUACUUACACAGCUACACAGCGCGUACACUUCCAUCCGAGUCUUCGAUAGAAGACUUGCUCAUGCAAGCAAGAAGGAUAACGUACGACGUCAUCGGCCUGGCCGAAACGAGAAGGCGCCAGCCUUUCAACGCCGUCUUUGACACCGGGGAAGAACUGUCCCUCGGAACAUGUGGCAGUAGAGGAGUCGGCGGCGUCGGCGUUCUCGUCAACACGAGUUUGUCUAUGAGCAUCGACUCAUUCGAACAGCUUGCAACCCGUAUCGGACUCUUCAUCGUUUACGCCCUUACAUCAAACUAUAACGAAGAAAAAGACGAAGCGUUCUCUAUGGAGUCGGAGAAGUUUUACAGGAAAGACCGUACAUUCUCUAAGGUGAUCAUUGGAAAUUUUAACAUAAAGACCGGACCGAGGACGAAAACGGAGAGCAGCUAUCUGAGUUUAACAUUGCGACCGAGACCAUCUGUGGUAACUCGCAAUUCCAGAAGUCCCACCCUCAACGCUGGACGUGGGAGUCUCCCAGUGGAGAGUACCAUAAAGAAGUAG
Molecule: messenger RNA, 582 nt
Organism: Angiostrongylus costaricensis
Lineage: Eukaryota; Metazoa; Nematoda; Chromadorea; Rhabditida; Metastrongylidae
Source: the annotation of a GenBank genome assembly